This is a messenger RNA of Raphanus sativus (radish), 1074 nucleotides long. RefSeq lists its product as uncharacterized. Gene Ontology annotation, molecular function: protein binding. Lineage: Eukaryota; Viridiplantae; Streptophyta; Magnoliopsida; Brassicales; Brassicaceae. Bases 136 to 876 code for a protein of 246 amino acids. The record is from RefSeq and is a predicted model, not a curated record. The transcript has 4 exons.
AUUAAAGUUAGUUAAGUUUCAAGAAGAAAAGAUCCAAACUUUUCUCUCCCUCGCUUCUCCCUCUCUUGGUUUCUUCUCGCUUCUCCCUCGCUUGGUUUAUCCUCGUCUUCCUUCUUCUUCCACAGUAGACAAAAGAUGGCGGGAACUGAAAUGUCAAGGGACGAGUGCGUCAAAUUCCUAAGAGAUAAAGGUUCCGAGUUCGUGGGACUCGACCACCUCGCUGAAGCCCUCUUUUGUUUCAGAAAGUCGCUAACUUUGAGUGAAGAGGGUUUAGGAGAUGAUGCGAUUCUCAGUGCAAGCAUUAAGUUGGUAUCUUGCUUAGUUGCAAAGCUGUACCUUGAGACCGAAAAAGAUAAGAGAACUGUGAUGAUCGAGGAGGGUUUGAUGAUAAUCAACCAGACGAAGAACUUGGGACGCACUUCGGUUGAUUAUGAUUCAGUGGCUAAAAUGUACUGCGCUCUUGGCGACUCUGCUUACAUAAAGGGUGAUGUGGAUCUUUCUUUGAAGAUUUACACCGAAGCUCUAUUGUUUCUGGAAACCGACCCAGUGGCAGACCUAAUGAGUAGGCCAGUACUUACAAAGCACCACGCUUUCAUGAACUUUGCGAUCUCGCUUUGUCUUGAGCAUGCUAGUAUGUACGCCGAAGCACAGAAACACUGCCAGACCUCUGUCGCCAAGUCUGGCGUUUUGCUGAAUAUGAAAGAUACUGCUGAGGAGAUUAAACUCUUGUACCUUGGUGGACUUGAGAAAAUGGAGGUGCUGAAGUGGAAGGGUGCGGUACCAAUGCCUCCCAAGCUCCAUGUGGUAGUACACCCACAAUUAUCUCAGACGUUUCUAGCUAAGAAGGCGGCGCUUGAAGCUGCUUUACAGCAGUGACCAGGUAGUAAAUAUAUGAGAGAAGACCAGAUUUGUGUUUGUUUUGCGCAACUUUAAAAUUCUGAAAGAGACUAUUCAUGCAUAUAGACUUUGUAGUUUGAACUUGAAUCAGAGUUGUGUUGCAGUGGCUGUAAAUAAAUAAAAUGUGAAGAGGGAGAUUUUUUUAUCGGUUGUCUUGUCUUAUCAGUCAGUGAUUCU